Molecule: messenger RNA, 1472 nt
Organism: Nothobranchius furzeri (turquoise killifish)
Lineage: Eukaryota; Metazoa; Chordata; Actinopteri; Cyprinodontiformes; Nothobranchiidae
Product: coiled-coil domain-containing protein 152
Source: RefSeq, a predicted model, not a curated record
GUCAUGACGUGAAGAUUCCCCAAAGGUAACAUUCGGAAAACCUUUCUCUCUAAAGGUUUCAUGAUCUCAUUUUCAGAAGAUGGAGGUUGGAGUUAACCCAGAAGUUCCAUCAUAAUGACACAGAUGGUGCUAAAUGUCGGGAAAGUUGGGAGUGUGUUUAAAUAUAGACACAAAAAUACUACACAUACGACAAAUGUUGUUUUAUAUUCACAUAAACAUUUUAUACAACAAUGUUUGAUGAGUGCUAACAAACUGAAUGAGAAACCCAACAUAAUUUUUGUAAAUAUUCACUUGUGAGCACCCCCUACUGUGGUACAAUGAUGUACUAACAACGCGUAUUGGUCGACGUUUCUCCCUGAAGUCCUUGAACGCAUCUGCUGUCGAGCUCGUGCCAAUAGCAACUUUUAGCGGCUAUAUGUUAGCUUCUUUUUAGCUGCACGCCAACGUCUCUACAGCAAAGUAAAAGCAGUUAAAUGAUAUUAUUUUCACAUUAUUAGGUAAAAACAUGACAAAGUCAAACUGCGUGAACCUUGACAGGUUUAUGGAGGAAUUUGGACACCUGGAGCAGAAAAUCAUGGAGUUUCAUGGUAAGAACAGCGUGUUGGAGGUCAUUCUAGAGGAUGCCAAAAAACUCGAUAAGUUUCAUCAAACUAAAGAAAAGAGCCUGAUUGAGGAAAAAGAUUGCCUUCGUGUCACUGUGAACCAGCUGCAAAAGACUCUACAGGAGCAGUUUGACCUCAGAGUGGAGAACGAGAGGCUGCAGAACGACAUUCUUAAUCUGAAACAACAGAAUGAAAGAGCAGAAGAGGUGAAAGAGAAGCAGGUUCAGCAGCUGGUCAGCAGAAUGAGAGCAGAGGAAGAACAUCACCAGAGGGCGCUAGAGGCCGUCAGACAGCAGUGCCACAGGGAGGCUCUUCAUCAGCUAGAAACUAAAGAUGCUGAGGUGAAAAAGCUUCUGGAGGAAAAAGACCUGGACCUGGAGGAGAUGAGGCGGAAGCUGAAGGACCAGGAGAGAGAGAGGCAGAGCGAGCUCCUGAAGUUACAGAUGGAGUUAGGUGCAAAGUUAGCCAGAGCUCAGAGUUCAGCUCAAAGGAGCCACCAGCAGCAGCUGCAUGGACCCAACCUGCUUCCACAGAGCGUCUUCAAGAGGAAACUGCAGUAUUUCCAGGAGGAGAAGAAUAAAGAGAUUUCGGCGUUACGUCAGAGAAUCAGAGAGCUGGAGGCGAGUCAGCGAGCCAGCAGCCUCAGCGACAGCAAGAGGAGAAAGAUGUAGCUGUUCAGAGGCUGAGCGGGCUUCAGCCAACCCCUCGCCCCAGAACUUCUGCUGCGUUCCGCAGAACGUUCUCCUCUGAGCCCUCGUGUGAUUUAUCUGCUCCACCGUGCUGCAUGCAGGUGAGCAGCGUGCUGCGAGCACAUUUAAACACACGCUGCACCGUCUGAGACCUCAAUCCAAUUAGACUCCUGCUGGGUGG